Molecule: messenger RNA, 2687 nt
Organism: Callorhinchus milii (elephant shark)
Lineage: Eukaryota; Metazoa; Chordata; Chondrichthyes; Chimaeriformes; Callorhinchidae
Gene: xrra1
Product: X-ray radiation resistance associated 1
Exons: 19
Coding region: 1-2622 (873 amino acids)
Cellular component (GO): nucleus
Molecular function (GO): protein binding
Source: RefSeq, a predicted model, not a curated record
AUGAAUGGGGGGUGGAGAGGGAAACUACACCACCCAGCAUUCCGCGCUUCGCGGGGUGGGAGAGACUACAUCGCCCAGGAUGCAACGCGCCGAGACUGCAGUUACCAUGGCGACGCCUCUCCAGAGCCGAAGCUGCACCAGGCUGCAGUGAGUUGGACAAGGCCUCACAUCCAGCAGAGCCCCGGCAGGGCCCCGGGCACAAGCCGCGCUGCUACAUCUGCCAUUGUCUGUCUGUCAGCCACAAAAGCAAUGUCUCACUGGGGCCCGUAUAAACUGGACGAUGGCACAUCCUUUGCCACCAAUUGCUUUCCAAUUCGGAAGUCCUUCCAGCAGAGAAACGAAGGUCUAGGGCAAUGGCUAGUGAGCCACAGAAGCAUGAAGCAGCCCAACUUCCAGGUGGUGAUCUGUGCAAAACCUCUGGGUCGCUGGUACCCCGAACCGGAGCCCGAGAUUAAUAUCCCUCUUUUAGUCACGAGGGAAGGUGUUCCCAUUGUAGAGAACAUCCUGGACAAAGAAUUCCUGUGUGACACUCUGGUUGUAACAGGAGAAGAGACCAUGUCGGUGACUCUGAGCUUACAGUCCAGACGAGAACUGAGGGAGCCCCCUCCUUUGGAUGAGCUUCCUAUCUUGUGCCCUGGUCAGAUGGCGCUGUUUUGUGUGGACAGUCACUCCGACCUGUGCAUCGUGGACAUCCGCGACAAGCACCUGGUGGGCGCAAAAGAAAAGGAUUUUAAAUUGUUUGACAAUGUGGUUUAUAUCAAUGCCACAGAAAACCAUCUGCAGUUUGACAUGUUCCGGACCUUCCCAAUCAUCCGGGAGCUGACAUUGCAGCUGAACAUGCUCAAGAAGCUGAAUGUGAUCCAGGGUGACUACCCUUACCUAGAGGUGCUGGAUCUCUCCUACAAUCACCUGCACGUAUGUGACAUUCUCCAUCUCGGGCUCCUGCCACGGCUCAAGAACUUGUCUCUGGCUGCCAACGGCCUGGAGACCCUGCCUCGCAACCUGGCUGCUGACUAUUACACAGGCUGGAAAAUGUUGCCCCGGUUCCUGAGACUUGAGACCCUAGUCCUGGAAGACAAUAAGUUCUCUCACUCCUGUGUCUUCUUCAGCCUGGCUGAUCUCAAGAGUCUGAAGUAUUUGAACCUUGAUGGCAACCAGCUGAGUGAGGUGCCAUACCUGCAUGAGACCAAUCUGUGCCCCCUGAACCCUUGUCUGAUCUGCAAAAUACCCUGCGAGAUGCAUAAGAAGAUCUUGUGUGAGAAGGAGCUGCCCCUGUGCAGGACUGAGCUUCAGGAAGCGGUGUCACUCGAACUUAUGACCGACAGUGAAUCCAGAUCAAACAGGUUUAAAAGUGACGAUGAAAUGUCCGAGAUGAACUUCCCCACAUUCUCCCCGCUGGACGUGCCGGAUUCCCUGCCCUUCAUCCAAUCAGAGAUCGCAAGGGCGGAGUGGACAGGGUUCUGUGACCCCAAAUGUGUGGAACGCAAGCAACCGGGGGAGUUUGUCCUGCCUUUUGCUCAGCUGCUAGACCUGAGCAUCUCCCACAACGAGGUAAAACACGAGGAGGAUCUCCUGGCUCUCGGCCUCUUCCCUUCACUCAAAAAACUCACCAUGUUUCAUAAUCCUGUGGUAGAGCUGAGUGGCGGGAAACUCGAGUUACUUCAUAGUUUUCUGCAGGAGAAUCUCGGCAUCCAGGUCCUCAGCCACGAGCCCCCACCACCCCCCAAACCAACCAUCAGCCAGUUCCUCAAACUCAAACGCAAGGUUGGCACUGGAAUGCUGAAGGUCAGGAAGGUUGUGAAGUCGGAAUGGAAAGGGUCGCCUCUCGGGGAGGAGGUGUCCAAUGCAUUGAGCUUGGCGUAUGCCACAGUCGGGAGCAACAAGGCUAGACCCCUCUUCACACAGCAGCAACAGCAGGGGCCCCAGCCCGAGGAGGAGGAAGAGGAGGAGGAGGAGGAAGAAGAGGAGGACGAGUUUGGGUCGGACUCUAAAAAGUCUGUGGAGACCUUUUUCCUCACUCAGGUGGACGAUGAUAAUGUGUCGAGCUUGGAAUCCCCCAACCUGGUAGAGAGCAUGCAUUCGCCAUCCGUGACCAGCAUCCCAUGGAAAUACAGAGGCUACGAGGAUCUGCUCAACAGCAAAACAGACCCUGGCUUUGUCCAACCAAAGGGGAUACAGCAAAGCGUUUGUCAGCUAGAGCACACCCUGAGGAAGCUGCAGCUCUACCCAGACCCACACGCCAGGGUGGACCUUCUGCGAGUCCCCUAUAUACCCAAGGAGAGCAAGCUGCGGAAGCUUCCAGCCAUCCCACCUCGUAAAGGCAGAGUGAAAAGGCUGGACGGAUUACUCCGGAAAAUCCGUGAGAGGUCGGCGCUGACCGAAAUUCCUUUAGCCAGGGCCCUGUGGCAGGAGAUCCAGCGACAGGAGUAUGGUGAUGCGAUGACCUUACUCAAGCGGCUACAGAGGAAGUACAAGGAGGCUCACCUCCAGCUGCAGGAGAACAUUGCGGCGCUGAGGGUAGAGUGUGAGGCUACUGCCAACAAGGAAAGCCUGCCAUCCUCCCCUCAGCCCCAGCACAGCAGCACCCAGACCGCAGACAACACCUCCAACACAGUGCAAUGACAGCAGUGACUCCAAUCCACCACCGGGGAGGAACAAAGGACAGAAUAAAGAGUUCUUGUUUUGUA